GCGGAAGACGCAUUCCUUCUUUCCCUUCGAAGUCACUCCCCGACUCGCUCAUCGCCCGCCCACCGCCGCUGCCCCAGCGCGCGAGCCGUUCCCUCUCCUUCCCGACAAGACCGCACGCCGACACCCCGCUGUCGCAGCCAUGGUCAACGUCACCUACGACAGCUCCGGCGACCUUCAGUGGUACGACCCCAGCAGCGGCACCACCUAUGUCUACAACCUCGGCGACAUCGCCUGGGUCCUCGCCUCCACCGCCCUCGUCUGGAUCAUGAUCCCCGGCGUCGGCUUCUUCUACUCGGGCCUCCUCCGCCGCAAGAACGCACUCAGUAUGAUCUGGAUGUCUAUGAUGACUCUCGCCGUGGUUUCAUUUCAGGUGAGUGUCCUCUCUCUCGCGAAACCAUCUCGCCUUGCUAUGCGGUGCGCUGCCUCGACGCGACCCCUCACCUCGCCGGAAAACCGCACUUUUUGCAGCCCACACACCGGGGCACCCAAGGCGCGUGUGCAUUGCACAUCGAGGCCGCCGCCUGCCCUCAGGCGUCUACACACGGCUGUCAACUUGUCGAGAUGCACACACCGUGGUCCCCCCGAGCUGCCCUGCCCUGCCCGUCCCUGGUCCGCCGCGGGGGGCACCGCGCGGACCGCCGUUCCCGUCUGCGUUGACACGGACGUCAUCCUGUCGAGCCCUUGCAGGCACCGAGCGGUCCGCGAACCUGCCAUCGCCCAAGGCCCACCCGCUUCGUCGCCCUGGGUGGCACGGCACCCUUCUGCGCAGCGCGUGCACCUGUCCGGGCUGAACCACCCCGCGGUGCUCCCGAGAAUGCCUGCAGGCUUCUUACGUGCCCAGGUGUCGAAACGGCCCACACUGCGUCGAUGUCCCACACCGACGACCCACACGGGCGUUCCUACGGUGCAUUCAUUCCCGAUGUGGCUCGUCGGUGGGACACACCGCCGGGGCUCUGACAUUCACAUCUGUUUCUCUUCGGCUGUUGAGGCGUCUCGGAACCUUCUGUAACAUCGUGUGCUGACAACCUUCCCUCCACAGUGGUUUUUCUGGGGAUUUUCACUAGCUUUCAGCGACACGGC
This is a messenger RNA of Rhodofomes roseus, 1080 nucleotides long. RefSeq lists its product as uncharacterized. Gene Ontology annotation, molecular function: ammonium channel activity. The record is from RefSeq and is a predicted model, not a curated record. Gene Ontology annotation, cellular component: plasma membrane. The coding region runs from base 140 to 1009 and encodes 289 amino acids. NCBI's taxonomy places the organism in Eukaryota, Fungi, Basidiomycota, Agaricomycetes, Polyporales, Fomitopsidaceae. The transcript is spliced from 3 exons. Gene Ontology annotation, biological process: ammonium transmembrane transport.